Nematocida ausubeli is the source of this 291-nucleotide messenger RNA. RefSeq lists its product as uncharacterized. Gene Ontology annotation, cellular component: mediator complex; core mediator complex. The transcript has a single exon. Bases 1 to 291 code for a protein of 96 amino acids. The record is from RefSeq and is a predicted model, not a curated record. Gene Ontology annotation, biological process: regulation of transcription by RNA polymerase II. NCBI's taxonomy places the organism in Eukaryota, Fungi, Microsporidia. Gene Ontology annotation, molecular function: transcription coregulator activity.
AUGUCACGCUUUGUUGAAGAGUUGGAGUUUGUGCAGUGCCUGUGUAAUCCGCAGUAUCUGCAGUACUUGUACCAGCAGGGAUACUUCUCUAGGCCUGACUUUAUGGAGUAUCUUGCAUACCUGCAGUACUGGAAAAGGCCUGAAUAUGCUAAGUAUCUGUUCUUCCCGCAGGCCUUGAAUAUUCUGCAUCUUUUGGUGACUUCAAAGGAGUUUGUGGAUGCACUGAAGUACAAGCAAGUAGUAGAGCUAAUUGCAUCACAGCAGUACUUCCAGUGGAAGAACAGAAGAUAG